AUGGCGUUCUUGGUGCCUGGGGCGCUGGUGGAGGUGUCGGGCCAGGUCGAGGAGGUGGACAGCGGCCUUCAGAGCCGCGGGGUUUGCAGCCUCCAGACCUUCGCCCAGCUCCAGCGCUGCCUGCCCGACGGCCGGUGGUUGGCCUUGACGCAGGAUGGCCGGUUUGUGCGGCUGGACCGCGACCUUACGCCGUGCCAAAGCCCGCCGGAGUUUGUGCUGGGCCCGACCAGCGAUGCCGAGGUCUUGGCUGAGGCUUUGUCUUCCAAGCUGAUCCUGGAGGGCUACUGCGUCCUGGAGGCGCUGGACGCGAAGGACCAGGUGGAGCGCAUGCUGCGAGCGGCGGAGGCGGACCUGGAGUUGUCCCGUGUGCCGCUGGAGUUCGAGCCCUACUACUUGGGCCUGGAGAGUCGGGAGAAACACGGGCUCAUUGACUUCGAGGAUGCCUCCGACAACUUGGUCCGCGGCUUCGAAGACGAGGACACCAGGCUCACGCGGCUGGGUGACGCCAUCAGCUCCAAGCUGAAGGCGCAGCUUGGGAUGCGCAUCACCGGCAGGACCAACUUGAUGGUGAGGCAAACCUUUGCCGACGCCGAGGAGGAGUCCUGCUUCAAGGCUGGCGUUCCCAGCAGCGCCGACCGGCAGCAGAUGAUGACUUUGGUGAAGCGGAGGCGGCUGUGCAUGAUGCACUUCCUGGGCCCCAGGACCGGCACUUUGAGGCUGAUCCCUAAGACGGGUGAAGAGAUCCGGAUCGAGGCGGCGCCUGGGAAACUGGUGCUCUUCACCACCGAGCGUUUCAGGUACAGCCACACUUGCGAGGGCGCCACCACGACUUUGCAGACCUGGCUGCUUGGGCAGUGCCCACAGUAUAUGAUGCAGAGCUUCGGUGGCGACAUGACGGUACUGGCUCCGCUAGCAGAGAAGGGCCUGGCCCCACCCAAGGGAGAGAACGUGAUGGUCACCGGCAUUGCGACAUGCAUUGGAGGUGACUCCAAGGAUCACAAGUGCUACUGGCUGAUGUUCAACAAGGCAGGCACCGACACAGCGGUGCAAACACCCAUCUCGCGCUGGGAUAUCAACGAGUACACUGCAGAUCUCCCGAUGCAAGACGCGCAGGCGAUCGGCAAGAGCUACACUGCGCACCAGGCCGAAGCCUUCGACGCCGAGCCUUCGCAGCGCGACCGGACAGGCGGACGUGCGAAGCUGGGGACACUGGAGCUGAACUGGGAGCUGCUAGGCGAACGCCCGGAGGUGGUGAUCACCCCACGGGGCCAAUCAGAUCUCAGGGCUGCCCAGAGCCUCGGGGCUGCCCUCGCGGGAGCAGGCCUGGGUGUGCUUCUUUGGGACCGGCGCGGCACUGGCAGCUCGAGCGUCUGGGCGAGCUUGACGCAGCCAUCGCUGCCUGAGCAGGAGGUGGAGGACCUCAAGUCCUUGCUGGACUCCUUCAGUCCACAGCCGUGCCCCGUUUUGCUGGGCCUCAGCUCCGGCGGUCGCCUCUCCGCGCUCUUCGGGCGGAAGUACCCGGAGCGCACCAAGGGCCUGUGCCUGCUGCCGACUGGGGAUGCCAAAGGCAUAGCGCAGCGUUUGGCGGACGCCUACUACGGGGACUACGUGGAGCUAGCGGAGCAGGGGGGCAUGGAAGCUGUGGUGAAUACGGCGGCCAGCCACUUCAACGGCUUGGUGUCAAGAGAGGCGCUUCUCCGAGUGGACGCCGCGGAGUUCAUCUCCGCCAUGAAUGCCUCGCGCCACUUCCUCGGCAAAAGUCCAGGCUCGCCUUUGCUGGGCCUGGGCUUGGAGGAGCUGAAGGAGUUGCCAAAGCCGACGCUGAUCCUGCAUCACGGGCUGCAGGACGACCACCUCCACACGCUGGAAGAUGCGCAGAACUUGGCCAGACACGUGCAGGGCCAGCUGGUAGUCGAGGAAGACCUGGAUGCCUUGCACACGAAGCUCGCCCACUUCGUCAUGCGGUGCUAG
Molecule: messenger RNA, 1971 nt
Organism: Effrenium voratum
Lineage: Eukaryota; Dinophyceae; Suessiales; Symbiodiniaceae
Source: the annotation of a GenBank genome assembly